GCGGAAGUGGUGCGCGGCGGGGCGGAAGUGACGGAGGCGGCGUCCCGCGCGGCGGGCUCGGGGGAUGCGGCUGCUGAGCUGGAACGUGGCCGGGCUCCGGGCCGGGCCGGGCCCCGCGGGGCUCGGGGCGCUGGGCGGGGACGUGAUCUGCCUGCAGGAGACCCGCGUCACGCGGGACCUGCUGGAGGAGCCACUGGCCAUGGUGGAUGGCUACAACUCCUACUUCAGCUUCUGCCGCACCCGGAGCGGCUACUCAGGUGUGGCGACCUUCUGUAAGGACAGUGCCACCCCGCUGGCAGCGGAGGAGGGGCUCUCUGGGCUCCUGGCCCAGCCUGGGGAGGGCGGUGCCGUGGGGUGUUACGGAGACCUAGGGGCCUUCACACCCCAAGAGCUGAAGGCGCUGGACAGCGAGGGGCGCGCGGUGAUCACCCACCACCGCAUACGCACCUCAGCACAGCAGGAGACCACCCUGACGGUGAUCAACGUGUACUGCCCCCGGGCCGACCCCCAGCGCCCCGAGCGCGCCGCCUACCAGGCAUCCUUCUACCGCCUGCUGCAGGGCCGGGCUGAGGCGCUGCUGAGAGACGGGGGCCACGUUGUGAUCUUGGGGGACAUCAACACAUCGCAUCGGCCCAUCGACCACUGCGAGCCAGGGGACCUGGAAGCGUUCCAGGAGCACCCCGGCCGGCGCUGGCUGGACGGGUUCCUAUGGGUGCCAGACGGGCCCCCCGGGCAGGGGCUCUUCGUCGACACCUUCCGCCUUCUGCACCCCAGCCAGCCCUAUGCCUUCACCUGUUGGCGCGUCGACACCGGCGCCCGGCUCACCAACCACGGCACACGGCUAGACUACGUCCUGGCUGACCGGGCCCUGGCGCUGGCCGAGCUGCGGGACGCCCGCGUCCUGCCCGAGGUGCCUGGCUCCGACCACUGCCCCGUGCUGGCCGAGCUGGCGGCCACCUUCCUGCCGGCACGCCGCUGCCCCCCGCUCUGCACCCGCCACAUGCCUGAAUUCGCCGGCACCCAGCAGAAGCUCAGCCGCUUUUUGGUCAGGGUGGAGCGGGGAGUGGGAGUGGGAGUGGGAGCGGGCGCGGGCGCGGGCGUGGGCGUGACGUGUCAGGGGGCCGGGGUGGGGCGGAGGUGCUCCACACGGAGGGGGAGACGCCCACCCAGGGGGCAAGGGGACCUGCUGAGCUACUUCAGAGCCGCACAGGGCCAGCUGAGGACAGGCACGACCCUGAAUGCACUGGGGCAGAGCGGACAAGGGCCGGCCCAGGAUGCCCCAGGGCACAGGACACAGGAGAUGGCCCAUGAUGCACCAGGGCAGGGCGGACAACGGGAGCCCUGCAAUGGCUUGGUGCCCAGGGAGCUGAUGAUGGGGCAGGCAGCAGGCACCCAGGACAGCUGCCCGGCCCGCUGGCGUGCGGUGCUGCCCGGCCCGGCCCCCCCACCCUGCUGCCCGGCCCACGGGCAGCCCUGCGCCCUGCGCACCGUCCGCAAACCCGGCCCCAACCGUGGGCGGCGUUUCUACGUGUGCGCCCAGCCCCCUGGGCGCCCCAGCGACCCCCGCGCCCGCUGCGACUUCUUCCGCUGGGCCAGCAAGGGGCGCUCAUGAGGUGGGGCGUUGUGUUUUUUUUUUCUUCUUCUUCCCUCAAAUCAUUCCUGUAGGAAUUCCACCCCCCCCCCCCCCAUGCAUAGGAACCUGGGAGCCCCGGAUUCCUGGGUUUGCCACCCCAAUAUGAUCUAAACUCACCAGGGUGCUGGGCAUGUACAGAAGGGGAAACUCCGUCUAUUUUUAUAAAUAAAGAAGAUGAAAGACA
This is a messenger RNA of Chelonia mydas (Green sea turtle), 1817 nucleotides long. It is a transcript of the gene APEX2, whose product is annotated as apurinic/apyrimidinic endodeoxyribonuclease 2. The record is from RefSeq and is a predicted model, not a curated record. Gene Ontology annotation, molecular function: phosphoric diester hydrolase activity; DNA-(apurinic or apyrimidinic site) endonuclease activity; double-stranded DNA 3'-5' DNA exonuclease activity. The coding region runs from base 65 to 1612 and encodes 515 amino acids. The transcript has 6 exons. Gene Ontology annotation, biological process: base-excision repair. Gene Ontology annotation, cellular component: nucleus. Lineage: Eukaryota; Metazoa; Chordata; Testudines; Cheloniidae.